AUGUCCGACGGGCAGUCAACCCGAAGCCAGUGGAGCGCCAUCGCGCCUUCCAGCUAUGCGCCCAGCGAAGCUCCCACUGAGGAAGGUGUCGAGUUCCAGUGCCCCCGAUGCGACGAAAAUUUCAGACACAUCCGCCUACUCAAGCAUCACCAGCAAAUGAACCUUCACUACAAGUGCGAUAUCUGCAACCAGGAUUUCGCCGAUGAGGAUUCCAUCCAGCUGCACAAGUUCCAGGACCACCCCAAGGAGCAGAGGCUCCGCUGCCCCGGCUGUGGAGAGGCUUUCAACAAGGCGGGAGGUUUGAUGCAACACGUUGAGAACCAUAUCUGCUCCGUCAUCACUCCUGAGAUGCUGCACGAGCGACGGGACAUGAAAUACGAGUUGCCCAAAGCUCUUCAAACUCUCAAGGUAGACAAUGACGGUGAAUACGCGGAAAGCACGACCCGCUCUGCCGUCAACAAGACGACCGGAAAGGCCGAGAAGCCUACUGUCGACCGUCCUAACAACUACAGGAUGCAUGUCCGAGAGAGCAACUACCUGAAGCCCAACGAGAGCCUCCAAGCUUACCGAAUGGGUAACUCAAAGGUGUCCGAUCUGCUGACUGGAGAAGAGCUUCUCAAACCUACCAAGCCGCCCAUGACUGGCACUCAGGGCAACGUCUGGGGUCAGACGAAGGACCUAUUCCCUAACGCGCCUGCCAAGGUUAUCCCUACGCCUGAGCAACUUCGGCGGGCUACGGCCUCUGCUCCGUCCGCAAAGACUGUGACUUCUGGCGGCCGUAUCAUCGACCCCGAUGCGUCUGGAUUCACUGCACAUGUCUUCUUUGAGUCGAUACUUGGAAAGUUCAAGUGUCCCCAUGGCGGAUGCGGUGCCAAGUUCCCCAAGGCCCAGGCUCUAGUCGGCCACCUCAAGUCCCCCGCCCACCGGCCCAAGGCGCUGAUCAGUUGCCCCAUCUGCCUCAAGCAGUUCAACACCAUGUCAGCGGCCGUUCAGCACGCCGAAACGUCGAGUGUUAGGUGCAGCAUCCAGGAGUCGAACGAGUUCCGGUCGUUUGUCCACCAGGUGACGGGAGGAUUGAUGGAUGGAGACAAUAGUCAGAAGACGCUAGAGAAAAACGGUGGAGUGGCCAGGUUCUCCGUUCCUACAGACUUCAUCGAGGAUCUUCCUAUGUCUAAGCGCUAUGUGUAAGGCUAGACAGACAUAUUGCAGAUACACGGCGGACAUGCUGCAGAUACUUCAGGUUUACGCCAGGUAGUAAGUCUAUAUGCAACUCAGCUGACGCCAGCUGGCAUAUGGACAUAAAAUGCUUGAGCCGUACGAGCACUUGGACUCGAACAUGGAACAAUAUGUUCGUGCCUGAAUUUCCAUGAAUAUGAGAUUUCAUUCGAGAGUUUCGACUAGCCGAUCAGAUUAACAUGUCGCCAUUGCACAGGGAUAGUGGGCUAUCCCAUAUUGUCCCAGUAGCGGAACGGCCUAUCUAGCUUUACUGCGGCUUCCCUGUCAG
Messenger RNA from Pseudomassariella vexata, 1504 nucleotides. RefSeq lists its product as uncharacterized. Lineage: Eukaryota; Fungi; Ascomycota; Sordariomycetes; Amphisphaeriales; Pseudomassariaceae. Bases 1 to 1188 code for a protein of 395 amino acids. The record is from RefSeq and is a predicted model, not a curated record. The transcript is spliced from 3 exons.